Molecule: messenger RNA, 6253 nt
Organism: Lolium perenne
Lineage: Eukaryota; Viridiplantae; Streptophyta; Magnoliopsida; Poales; Poaceae
Source: RefSeq, a predicted model, not a curated record
GCGCAGGAGCGCGGGAUGGCGGCGCCGGGGGGCCGCAGGCCGGACUUCUCCUCGCCGGGGCCCUCCUCGGCCGGCGGCGCCGGGCGCAGGAGGCUGCUGCGGACCCAGACGGUCGGCAACAUGGGGGAGUCCAUCUUCGACAGCGAGGUGCUCCCCUCCUCGCUCGUCGAGAUCGCGCCAAUCCUCCGCGUCGCCAACGAGGUCGAGGCGGCCAACCCGCGGGUAGCCUACCUCUGCCGCUUCUACGCGUUCGAGAAGGCGCACCGGCUCGACCCGGCCUCCAGGUGCCACGGGGUGCGGCAGUUCAAGACCGCGCUCCUGCAGAGGCUCCAGAGGGAGAACGACCCCACCCUCAAGGGGAGGGUGCACCACAGCGACGCGCGCGAGAUGCAGCGAUUCUACCGCGAGUACUACAAGAAGUAUAUCCAGGCGCUGCAGAACGCCGCCGACAAGACCGACCGUGCCCUGCUCACCAAAGCGUAUCAGACUGCAGCUGUCUUGUUCGAGGUCUUGAAAGCCGUCAAUGUGUCGCAAUCUGUUGAAGUCGAUCAGGCGAUUCUGGACACACACUACAAAAUCGAGGAAAAGAGGAAGCUCUAUGUUCCCUACAACAUUCUCCCUCUUGAUCCUGAAAGUACUGAGCUAGCCAUUAUGCAAUAUCCAGAGAUUCAAGCGGCAGUUUACGCUCUUCGGAAUACUAGAGGCCUGCAAUGGCCCAGGGACAAGGAGAAUGAAAAGAAGCCCGAGGAGAAGAAAACUGAUAAAGAUCUUCUUGACUGGCUUCAGGCCAUGUUUGGAUUUCAGAAAGAUAAUGUAUCCAACCAAAGGGAACAUCUCAUACUGUUACUAGCAAACGUACACAUAAGGCAGAUACUAAAGCCUGAACAACAGUCUGAACAACAGUCUAAGUUGGAUGAUAGGGCUCUGGACACUGUAAUGAAGAAGCUAUUUAAGAGUUAUAAGAUGUGGUGCAAGUACCUCGGCCGCAAAAGCAGUUUAUGGUUGCCAACUAUCCAACAGGAAGUCCAACAGCGCAAGCUUCUCUAUGUGGGUCUCUACCUUUUAGUUUGGGGUGAGGCGGCUAACUUGAGGUUCAUGCCAGAGUGUCUAUGCUACAUCUAUCAUCAUAUGGCUUUUGAACUCUAUGGUAUGCUGUGUGGACACGUAAGCCCACUGACUGGUGAAAAUAUUAAACCAGCUUAUGGCGGUGACGAUGAGGCAUUCUUGAUGAAAGUUGUGACUCCAAUAUACAGAGUUAUAGAGGAGGAGGCUCUCAAGAGCAAGACAAUGAAAUCCAAACACUCACACUGGAGGAACUACGAUGAUCUCAAUGAGUACUUUUGGAAAAAUGAUUGUUUCCGUCUUGGAUGGCCCAUGAGAGCCGAUGCAGAUUUUUUCAAAACUCCCAAAUUUGCUUAUCCUAAUCGCCUGAAUGGAGAGGAAAGAUCUGCUGGCAGUGUCCGUUGGAUGGGAAAGAUUAAUUUUGUUGAGAUCCGUUCAUUUUGGCACAUAUUCCGUAGUUUUGAUAGAAUGUGGAUCUUCUUAAUUUUAUCCUUGCAGGCCAUGAUUAUUAUUGCAUGGAAUGGUGGCACACCAAGUGAUAUCUUUGACGUUGGAGUGUUCAAGAAGGUUUUGAGCAUUUUUAUAACUGCUGCUGUUUUGAACUUGGGUCAAGCAACCCUGGACAUUGUAUUCGGCUGGAAAGCAAGAAGAAGCAUGUCAUUUGCAAGAAAGCUGCGAUAUGUCUUGAAGUUAGUAUCAGCUGCUGCAUGGGUUGUGAUUUUACCUGUGACUUAUGCAUAUUCCGGGGGAAGUCCUUCGGGUCUCGCAAGAAUAAUAAAAGGUUGGCUUGGCAAUGGUCAGAAUCAGCCUUCAUUGUAUAAUUUGGCUGUUCUUAUAUACUUGGCGCCAAACAUGCUUGCGGCCAUGCUAUUUAUUUUCCCAUUUAUCGGAAGGCAUCUUGAGAUUGCAAAUCUUAAGGUUAUAACUUUCAUGAUGUGGUGGUCCCAGCCUCGGUUAUUUGUUGGCAGAGGAAUGCAUGAAAGCGCAUUCUCCCUCCUGAAGUAUACCAUAUUCUGGAUUAUCCUUUUAUCAAUGAAAUUGACAGUAAGCUUCUAUAUUGAGAUCAAGCCUCUUGUACAGCCAACAAAAGAUAUAAUGAGAGAACCGAUCCAGACAUUCCAGUGGAAUGAGUUUUUCCCUAAUGGAAAUAACAAUAUUGGUGUUGUCAUUGCACAUUGGGCUCCAAUAAUUCUUGUCUAUUUCAUGGACACCCAGAUUUGGUACGCAGUUUUCUCUACAUUGGUCGGAGGUAUCUAUGGGGCUUGUCGUGGACUUGGCGAGAUACGGACAUUAGGCAUGUUGAGAUCCUGCUUUGAAUCUUUGCCUUGUGCCUUCAAUAAAUUGUUGAUUCCUUCUGAUCUCACUAAGCCUUCGUCUGAUGAUGAACAAGAGAAAGACAAAAUAGCUGCAAGAUUUGCCCAAAUGUGGAAUGUAAUUAUCACAAGUUUCCGUGAAGAAGACCUCAUAGAUAACAGGGAGAUGGACUUGCUACUUGUGCCAUACUGCAAAGAUCGCGAAUUGGAUAUAUUCCAAUGGCCACCUUUCCUACUGGCUAGCAAGAUUCCGAUAGCACUGGAUAUGGCGGCAGACAGUGGAGGCAGAGAUCACGAUCUGAACAAGAGAAUGGGAUCGGAUCCAUACUUCUCCUAUGCUAUCAGAGAAUGCUAUGUUUCUUUCAAAAACAUCAUCAACACCUUAGUGUUUGGUCGACGUGAGAAAGUGUAUGUUUAUCUUACCAUACAUUUAGUCACUUCUAAUCCUUGUCUAGUUCUAUUUUUGUCUCUUUUACUCCUGCAUUCUGAUGCCCAUUUCAGUGUUAUCCAAGAGAUUUUUGCUGUUGUUGAUAAACAUGUAAAUGAAGGGACUCUGAUAAACGAUCUGUACAUGAGGAAUCUUCCAGCCCUGAGCAAGAAGCUCAUUGAGCUACUUGAGUUACUGCAAAAGAACAAGGAAGAAGACUUGGGUCAAGUUGUUAUUUUGUUCCAAGAUAUGCUUGAGGUGGUCACAAGGGGUAUAAUGGAGGAUCAAGAGCUUGGCGGAGUACUGGAUUCCAUAAAUGGUGGAAAUUCUAGAAAACAUGAAACGAUGACACCGCUUGAUCAGCAAGAUCAAUUGUUUACUAAAGCUAUUAAGUUCCCUGUGGUGGAAUCAAAUGCAUGGACUGAAAAGAUAAAGAGGCUUCAUCUGCUGCUCACAGUGAAAGAAUCUGCUAUGGAUGUCCCUACGAACCUCGAUGCUAGAAGCAGAAUAUCUUUCUUUGCAAAUUCUCUGUUUAUGGAGAUGCCAAUUGCUCCGAAAGUGCGGAACAUGUUGCCCUUCUCAGUCUUGACUCCUUAUUACAAGGAAGAUGUUCUGUUUUCAUCACAAAAUUUAGAAGAGUCAAAUGAGGAUGGAGUUUCCAUUCUUUUCUAUUUGCAAAAAAUUUACCCAGAUGAGUGGAAAAAUUUCCUGGAAAGGGUGGACCGCAAGACUGAGGAGGAGGUCCGUGAGGAUGAAACAUUGGAAGAUGAGCUUCGUCUUUGGGCAUCAUAUAGAGGACAGACAUUGACAAGAACUGUAAGAGGGAUGAUGUACUAUCGAAAAGCUUUGGAGCUUCAGGCUUUUCUUGAUAUGGCCAAGGAUGACGAUCUUAUGAAAGGCUACCGAGCAACAGAACUCAUGUCUGAGGACUCUCCACUAAUGACACAAUGCAAAGCGAUAGCUGACAUGAAGUUCACUUAUGUUGUCUCCUGCCAGCAGUAUGGAAUCCAGAAACGUUCUGGUGAUCCUUGUGCACAUGAUAUUUUAAGACUAAUGACAACAUAUCCAUCUUUUCGGGUUGCCUACAUUGAUGAAGUUGAAGCACCUAGCCAAGAUAGAAACGAGAAGAUUGAUAAAGUUUACUACUCAGUUCUGGUGAAGGCUGCUGUUACAAAAUCUAAUGAUCCUGGACAGAGUCUUGAUCAGGUCAUCUACAAGAUAAAACUUCCAGGCAAUGCUACUCUAGGUGAGAGAAAGCCAGAAAAUCAGAACCAUGCAAUAAUUUUCACUAGAGGUGAAUGUCUCCAGACUAUAGAUAUGAAUCAGGACUAUUAUUUGGAGGAGGCUCUUAAAAUGAGAAAUUUGUUGCAAGAGUUUCUGGUGAAACAUGAUGGUGCGAGAUAUCCAUCAAUUCUUGGAGUAAGGGAGCAUAUAUUUACUGGCAGUGUUUCAUCCCUUGCAUGGUUUAUGUCAAAUCAGGAGACCAGUUUUGUGACCAUUGGACAGCGUGUACUUGCCAAUCCAUUGAGGGUUCGGUUCCACUAUGGCCAUCCUGAUAUUUUUGAUCGCCUUUUCCACCUUACAAGGGGUGGUAUAAGUAAAGCAUCGAGGAUUAUCAAUCUUAGUGAGGACAUAUUUGCAGGAUUCAACUCUACAUUACGUGAAGGCCUUGUCACUCAUCAUGAAUACAUGCAAGUUGGCAAGGGGAGGGAUGUGGGUCUCAAUCAAAUUUCUCUAUUCGAGGCAAAGAUAGCAACUGGCAACGGUGAACAGACACUGAGCCGUGACAUCUACCGACUGGGGCAACGUUUUGAUUUCUUCAGAAUGUUGUCCUGUUACUACACGACCAUUGGGUUCUAUUUCAGUAUGAUGAUUACGGUUUGGACUGUGUAUGUUUUCCUUUAUGGGCGGUUAUAUCUUGUCCUCAGUGGACUGGACAACGCACUUGCUACUGGAAAGAGGUUUGUGCACAAUACACCUCUGCAAGUUGCUCUUGCAUCAGAGUCGUUUGUUCAACUUGGAUUCUUGAUGGCGUUACCCAUGAUGAUGGAAAUUGGUCUAGAGAGAGGAUUCAGAACGGCAUUAAGCGACUUUGUGCUCAUGCAACUCCAGCUAGCAUCUGUUUUCUUCACAUUUUCACUUGGGACCAAAACUCACUAUUAUGGAAGGACGCUGCUCCACGGAGGAGCCGAAUACAGAGCGACUGGACGUGGGUUUGUGGUCUUCCAUGCCAAGUUUGCUGAGAACUACCGCCUCUAUUCCCGCAGUCAUUUCGUGAAGGGUAUCGAGCUGAUGAUCCUGCUGAUCGUGUUUGAGAUCUUUGGGCAGCCGUACAGAGGAGCCAUAACAUACAUCUUCAUCACCGUCUCCAUGUGGUUCAUGGUUGGCGCGUGGCUCUUCGCACCCUUCCUGUUCAAUCCUUGUGGGUUUGAGUGGCAGAAGAUCGUGGACGACUGGGCUGAUUGGAACAAGUGGAUCAGCAACCGUGGGGGAAUCGGUGUAGCACCAGAGAAGAGCUGGGAAUCAUGGUGGGACAGAGAGCAGGGGCCUCUUCGACAUUCGGGCAAGUGUGGCACUAUUCUGGAAAUUCUGCUUGCACUGCGCUUCUUUAUCUAUCAAUACGGGCUUGUGUACCAUCUGAAUAUAACGAAGCAAUAUAAACAAAGUGUGCUGGUUUAUGGCUUCUCAUGGGUUGUGAUUAUGGCCAUGCUGCUUGUGAUGAAGACCGUGUCAAUGGGCAGGAGGAGGUUCAGCGCGGAGUUCCAGCUCGUGUUCCGGCUGAUGAAGGGGCUGAUAUUCAUAACGUUCAUCUCCAUGAUCGUCAUCUUAACGGCGAUUGCUCACAUGACGAUUCUCGACAUCUUCGUCUGCAUCCUUGCUUUCAUGCCGACCGGAUGGGGCUUACUUCUGAUUGCCCAAGCGAUCAAGCCUGCUCUGGUGAUGGUCGGACUGUGGGGGUCGGUCAGGGCCCUCGCCCGCGGCUACGAGAUCCUGAUGGGGCUCCUCCUGUUCACGCCCAUUGCAUUCCUCGCCUGGAUUCCCUUUGUCUCGGAGUUCCAGACCCGGAUGCUCUUCAACCAAGCGUUUAGCAGAGGGCUUCAGAUCUCCCGGAUCCUUGGUGGGCACAAGAAGGAUUGGGCCACCCGGAAGAUGGAGUAGAUUCAGGGUUAGCUCUGUUCGUCCUACCAUCGUAUUCACUCUAGAUUCUGCUGCACAGUUAUUCUGUGUGCGUCGAACCAGACUAUGUUAAGUUGAUGGAUUCGGAGAUCGGGCGGUUGCGCUGUACACUACUGUAGUUAGUAUUCUCCAUUGUAGAUGUAGAUUCAGAACUGUAGUUAGCUCUGCAGACUGCAGGCGAGCGUAUGUGAAGCCCUGCAGCUGAACCUUGUUAUGCAGUGAUGUGGGAAGUGCUUUCUGGUGCAACAAAUGCUGGAGCCUUGAAGUCGUGGCA